CUACCAUUGUGAAGGUCGAGAUGACAUCGAAGGAGAAGCAAAUGGGGCGACGAUCGUCGGCAGCUCCAUUAACGACGACGACGAAGAAGGAAUCGCAGGAGCCGGAAUCGCGAAGAACACCGCGAUCUUCAUCACCUUUCUACACGGCAAAGAGGUUGUCGCCGAAGAAGAAGAUGACGGAGGUGGGUGCACGACUAAGGGGCGCAUUCGUGGCGGCGUCAGUUGGUGAGGAUUUGCCGCCUCAAACGUCGCCGGCGAAUGAGGCGAAUUCGGACUGGCCGCCUAGCCGUCAGAGGGAGCGCGCGCUGUCGGAGAACGAGCUGAAGUUGGAGAUAAAGGAAGAGCUACCGCUGGCAGGGAAUAGUAAGAAGAAGAAACGUGGCGGUGGCGGCGGUGGAAUCCUCUACUCACUGCCGGACAGAGGAGCGAUGAAGGCGGCGUACUUUGCGCUCGAGGAGAAGGUUUUGACGGAGCUUGAGGCGGAGAUUAAGAUGGCGGAUCGGGAGGAUUCGCCGAAGAUGCCAGUCGCGUGGAUUCAGCGAUCUGCUCCAUUCGGAGUGACGGUGGUGGGGGUCGGGGAAGCCGGCGACGAGGUUAGAACCGCCGGAGGACGAAUUGAAGAGGCGACCGCCUGAGAAGGGUUCGAAGAUGAAGGAGGGCGGCGGCUGCGUCUCUCUUCUCGUAAGCUCUAGGUCGGCCACCUUCGGCCAAGCCAUCAGCAACAGCUUUUACAUUUGGGCCGGGAUGUGGUUUUGUCUCAUUGUAGGUUGUCUACCAGAAACAUGAUCCAAAGGAGCAGGUGCAUUUUUUUCCCAUUCCCAAUUGAUUAUGCCAAUCAAUUCCUCUGCCUUUCUUUCUCAAUUGAAGAUCCCCUGUGUUAAAGAAAAAAAGUGUUUCUUCAUGUGGUUUCUUAUUUACAUGUUCUACAAUUCUCGACACUUCAUAAUUUUGAUUACUUAUGCUAAUUGUUUUGUUUUAUAUAGGCGAAUCGUCCCUGCGAUAAGAAAUCUCAACUGAGACC
Messenger RNA from Linum trigynum, 1021 nucleotides. NCBI's taxonomy places the organism in Eukaryota, Viridiplantae, Streptophyta, Magnoliopsida, Malpighiales, Linaceae. The record is from the annotation of a GenBank genome assembly.